AUGAGCUUUGCAGAUGUCGACGAAAGACCGGCAAAGAAGCGUCGCUUCUUCCUAGACGAAGACUCGCCCAUUGCUGACCACACACUCGACCCGGAACCCUCUCUUCCAGACGAGACCAACGCGCUACCAGAGACCUUACCUGAUGCUACCGCAGCGAAAGAGACUGCAGAGACACCGAGCAUCGAGCAAGAUGCUGCGGGAGGCUUUGACACAUCGCUUUUUGCAAGUGUUGUAGGCGAGCAAGUGCCGCAGUCGACCAUUAAGAGGCUGCAAGAGCUCACUGGUGGCGAUAUACAACGAGCUGUCAAUGUAUACCUAGACGGGUCAUGGAAAAGCGCAUCGCCACAUCCACAGUCAUCGAGACCUAACAUCUCUCAGCAAUCGCUCUUCGGUUCAGUGCAGAGGGUCAGCAAUGGAACUUCGUCUCCAGCAAACAGCAGAGCUACGCCAGUCAAGCGGUCGCCGUCUGUUGUCGAGGUCCGGCCUCCGAAGAAGUCUAUGCCUGAGAAGAGAUAUAUCGGAGCUUUCGGCGUGGCGGGCUGGGCCACACGAAGCGGCACAGGGCUUAUCAAGCACGAUGAAAGAGUCGGUAUCGAGCGGCACAAGAUGCAGCCUAAGCUUGGAAAGGGCGGCAAACCUACAAUCAGGAACCGGCAGGACAUUGUCGUCAGGUUUACCAACUUGAAAGGCGAGGAGGUUGGAAGGCUCGAAAAUGAUUCGGCAGCCUGGAUAUCAGCAUUGCUUGACCAGAAAAUCUGCAAGCUCGAGGCUACCUGUGUUUUCGCGCCAGAGAGGAUACGCACGAACGACACAAUCUAUCUGCAAGUACGCUGUUACUUCCUCAAGGUUGCUUUUGACGCUGCUGGAUUCAUCAAGCCGCAAGACAGCAACCGACAGACUGGAAUUUUCGAGGCGAAAGAGACUCAGGAUGAGCAGGCCCUGCGCAUGCGCCAGGUGGCGUUGGUAAAGCUCUUUAGUGAGAUUAGCCUGCACCCUUCGAGGGCGAACGAAACCACCGAAAAGCACAAGCGCCAAGGCCUUCUUCAAGCUGCCGAGAUGGCAGAGCAGUACGAGCAAAAAGCUGGGUCAACGUCAGCAAAGUCCGCAGAUACCGAAACCUCAACGCCCGCAUCUGAUGAAGAGGAGGAUGGAAAGGAGCUGGAGCAAGAUCAACUCGAUACCCUCUACAAGAAAGCACAAUCGUUCGAUUUCAACACCCCAGAAGCGCAACCUGCUUCGACCUUUGUGAUGGACUUACGAAAGUAUCAGAAGCAGGCAUUGCACUGGAUGCUGAGGAAAGAGAGGGAUGAGGAGUCGGAGCAGAAGGAACAGUCCAUGCACCCAUUGUGGGAGGAGUAUGCUUGGCCAACAAAAGACGUAGAUGGCAAGGAUUUGCCGGGGGUAGCUGAUUGCUCCAACUUCUAUGUCAACCCAUACUCCGGCGAGCUUUCCCUCCAGUUUCCGGUACAAGAACAGAAUUGCUUAGGGGGCAUUCUGGCAGACGAGAUGGGGCUUGGCAAGACCAUUGAGAUGCUUAGCUUGAUACAUUCGCAUCGGCCUGACACACGCGGGCCGUCAACGGACUCGGACGGCCUGUCUGUACUGGACCUGCCAAGGCUUCCUAAGAACUCUUCUUCGGUUGAGCGAGCGCCACAUACUACACUUGUUGUGGCCCCAAUGUCCUUACUUGCGCAGUGGCAGAGCGAAGCCGAAAAGGCAUCCAAGCCCGGCUCACUAAAGGUUAUGGUUUACUACGGAUCCGACAAGGCAGCAAAUCUGCAGAACCUCUGCUGCGAGGCUAACGCGGCGAACGCUCCAAAUGUGAUCAUCACCAGCUACGGUGUGGUUCUUUCCGAGUUCAAUCAGGUAGCUGCAAACGGUGGCAAUCGUGGCUCUCACGGCGGGUUGUUCUCGGUCGAAUACUUCCGCGUCAUCCUGGACGAGGCUCACUUCAUCAAGAACAGGCAGUCCAAGACGGCAAAGGCUUGCUACGAGAUCAGUGCCGUGCACCGAUGGGUCUUGACUGGUACACCUAUCGUUAACCGGCUGGAGGACCUGUUCAGUUUGGUGCACUUCCUUAGGGUCGAACCAUGGAGCAACUUUUCCUUCUGGAAGACAUUCAUCACAGUACCAUUUGAGUCGAAGGAUUUUAUCCGCGCUCUUGAUGUGGUUCAGACGGUACUUGAGCCACUUGUGCUCCGUCGAACCAAAGAUAUGAAAACGCCUGACGGUGAGGCGCUUGUGCCGCUACCGCCGAAGACCAUUGAAAUCGAGGAGGUCGAGUUGUCGCAAGCAGAGCGCGAAGUGUAUGAUCACAUCUUCACCCGCGCGAAGCGCACAUUCAACGCCAAUGUCGAGGCCGGCACUCUCAUGAAGUCCUACACCACCAUCUUCGCCCAGAUCUUGCGCCUCCGCCAAUCAUGCUGCCACCCUAUCCUAACCCGCAACAAGAACGUUGUCGCCGAUGAGGAGGACGCAGCGGCAGCCGCAGACAUCGCCAACGGGUUAGCAGACGACAUGGACUUGCAGGCGCUCAUCGAGCGCUUCACAGCCGAGCAGAGCGACCAAGACGCCAACAAGUUCGGGGCACACGUCCUCAAGCAAAUACAAGCGGAAGCCAACGACGAAUGUCCCAUCUGCGCCGAAGAGCCCAUGAACGAGCAAGCAGUUACAGGUUGCUGGCACAGCGCGUGCAAGCAGUGUCUACUAGACUACAUAUCGCACCAGCGCGACAAAGGCGACCUCCCUCGCUGCUUCAACUGCCGCGAACCCAUCAACGCGCGCGACGUCUUCGAAGUCAUCCGGCACGAUCCCGAGCCCGAGGAUGACGACGACGAUACGCAAGGCCUCUACUCAUCCGGCACCCGAACACCACGCAUCUCCCUCCGCCGCGUCGGCAGCGCCUCCUCCGCCAAGAUCGAGUCCCUACUCGCCCACCUGAAGCGCGAGCGCCGCGAAGACCCUCUCGUCAAAACCGUUGUCUUCAGCCAGUUCACCUCAUUCCUCGACCUCAUCGAAACUGCUCUUUCUAAGGCCCGGAUUCCUUUCCUCCGCUUUGACGGCUCCAUGGCCCAGAAAGCGCGCGCAGCCGUGCUGACCGACUUCACUGCGCGCAAGAAGGGUGUAGUCCUGCUGCUCAGCUUGCGCGCGGGGGGCGUUGGGCUCAAUCUGACCGCUGCACGGAGCGUGUUCAUGAUGGAUCCGUGGUGGAGCUUUGCGGUUGAGGCCCAGGCGAUAGACCGGGUGCAUCGCAUGGGGCAGGAGCGGGAGGUUGUGGUGCGCAGGUUUGUGGUGAAGGGGAGCAUCGAGGAGAAGAUGUUGAAGGUACAGGAGAGAAAGAAGUUUAUCGCGAGCUCGUUGGGGAUGAUGAGCGCUGAGGAGAAGAGGGUGCAGCGGAUUGAGGAUAUUAAGGAGUUGUUGAGCUAG
Coniosporium apollinis CBS 100218 is the source of this 3426-nucleotide messenger RNA. RefSeq lists its product as uncharacterized. Gene Ontology annotation, molecular function: hydrolase activity, acting on acid anhydrides, in phosphorus-containing anhydrides; ATP binding; nucleic acid binding. Lineage: Eukaryota; Fungi; Ascomycota; Dothideomycetes. The transcript has 3 exons. Bases 1 to 3426 code for a protein of 1141 amino acids. The record is from RefSeq and is a predicted model, not a curated record.